Molecule: messenger RNA, 489 nt
Organism: Suillus plorans
Lineage: Eukaryota; Fungi; Basidiomycota; Agaricomycetes; Boletales; Suillaceae
Exons: 3
Coding region: 1-489 (162 amino acids)
Source: RefSeq, a predicted model, not a curated record
AUGCGGGAUAUGACAGCUAAGCCUCAUGAUGCAGAUGACGACCUUCUCGCUGGUGCAGAGAGUAUCUCACCUGACGACAUUACUGCUGAAUCUGCGGUUCUCGAAGAGUUGAAGAUUGAAGAAGUCCAAAACAUUAACAAAGUUGAAGUGCUGGAGGAAAAUGCUUUUGAUUUUGUUCAACGAGGAAUAAUAUCACAGGCUAUUUUAGAUGAGGCUCAACGAGAUGCUACAGUUGUGCCGGUUAUAACUUGCACAACUGACCGCGAGGCCCGAGUAGUUUUACUAGCUGCUGACUCUUUUAACCCGCUUCGAGGACUGGCAGGUCAGCUGGGGAUCCUAAAGCGCGCAGUGUCACAACCCAAGUUCUUGCAACAAUCAACAUCUGUGUCGCAAGGUUGGCCCGCGUUCGAACAUGCGCUAACGAACAUAGAUGCUGUCAAAGCAACAACAACGGCAAGGAAGGAGAAGCGCAUUUUCUGUGUGAGGUGA